UUGUGCCGGGGCGCUGUGCAGCUCUACCGGGAUUACUCGUGUGGCGGGAUCGCGGAGCGUCUGACCAACGGCACCUGUGACUGUCCCCCUGGCUUGUGUAGAACACUGAGCCUCCGAGGAGCAGUUCGCCUUGAAUCGAGACGGGCAGCAUUCAGGGGUCAGCUCUAUUUCACCUCACGCAUCGCGGUUGACUCACCUGGCCUGUGUUCCGAGACUGUCUCAGGGAGAAGGAAUGCAGCGGUUCUUCUGAACGCGGGGAUCUUCCAGAAUAGCGAAUGUUUCGAGUAUGUGUGAAUUUGAGAAAAGUCUGGGAAGGGUGAGCUCGAGAACGGUGUGCCUGUUCAGAACUUCUCGGACUGUUAGCUUUCGUUUAUUUCUCGGAGAGUCUUUAUGUUCCGAACGCUGGUUGUAUAGAGAUGAAUGAAGGCCAAGAAGUCAAGGAAAGCUUCCUGUGAGCGGUCCUUGAAUUGCCCAACAGGUUGAGGGGAGAUUGGCAAGAAAAAUGGGUAAGAGGGUGAUGCGCGAUGUUACUGAGAAAUAUUCAACUUCGACAAGGAUACCAGGUGGAAGUUACUGCGGCAGAGAGAGGAGCUCCUCCAAUGACACGGUACAGCCCCGUGUUUGCCAUGCAGCACAUUGUGGGCGUGCCCCAUGUACUGGUACGGAAAAGCUUCUUGGGAAUGGACCUCGUUGUGACAAGGACUCUGUGCAGUCCUGGUCCCAACCAGCCCAGAGAGAAGCGACCAGAGGCCGCAGCCUUAGGGUUGUAUCACCGCCUCCCCGCACUGGGAAGAACACUGGGCCACACCAUUCAGCAGCAAGCGGCCUCCACAGCCAAGGCUUGGUGGGACAGAUACGAAGAGUUUGUGGGACUCAAUGAAGUUCGCGAGGCCCAGGGGAAUGUAACCGAGGCAGAGAAAGUGUUCAUGGUGGCUCGUGGCCUUGUCCGAGAGGCUCGGGAGAAUUUAGAGGCACAGCAGGCUAAGCUGAAGGAGGUGAGGGACCGUUUGGAUCGGGUCUCCAGGGAGGACAACCAGUACCUGGAACUGGCCACUGUGGAGCACCGGAUGCUGCAGGAAGAGAAGAGGCUCCGAGCAGCGUACGUGCGUGCAGAAGACUCAGAGCGGGAGAAGUUCUCUCUCUUCUCCGCAGCUGUGCGGGAGAGUCAUGAGAAGGAGCGCACGAGGGCCGAGAGAACUAAGAACUGGUCCCUCAUUGGGUCAGUCCUCGGAGCUCUGAUCGGUGUGGCUGGCUCCACCUAUGUUAACCGUGUCCGGCUACAAGAACUGAAGGCCUUACUCCUGGAGGCACAGAAAGGGCCUGUCAGUCUCCAGGAGGCCAUCCGUGAACAGGCUUCUAGCUACUCCCUCCAGCAGAGAGACCUCAAGGACCUUAUAGUGGAUCUGAGGGGCCUGGUGCACACUGGGCAGGGCCAGGGCUCUGGGUCACCAACAGGGUCCUCUUCUACCCAAGGGAAGGACAUAGAAACCCUUUCAGCUGCCAUGAGAGAACAGCUCAGUCAUUCCCGGCAGGUCCAUUCCUGCCUAGAGGGUUUACGAGAGCAGCUUGAUGGCCUGGAAAAGACUUGCAGCCAGAUGGCUGGGGUGGUUCAGCUUGCAAAGGCUGCGGCACAUCCAGGCCCGGUGGAUCCAGUAGAUGGGACCCUGCCCAGCUCUUUGCUGGAACAAGGGAGCGUGGUCUUGGCCCUGUCCGAUAUGGGGCAGAGGCUAGAAGCACAAGUCAACAGAAAUACUAUCUGCAGCACGCUGGUCACCUGUGUGACCUUUAUGGCCACAUUGCCUGUGCUGUACAUGCUCUUCAAGACCAGUUAGCCCUGGGAUCCUUCUUCAAAGGGGCCUAAGGGUGGAGGUGGCUGUUGUUGGUGAUAUAAUCAGUCUUGAGGCGCAUAUAGCUUCAGACUGAGUGUCAUCUAAGGAGCUGACCAGCAGGUGUUUUUUUAUUUUGUAGGUAAUACUUAUUUACAUAAUUAUCAAAACUUUCUGUAAAUGUUCAAUUAAAAUAUCUAAGAAUU
Molecule: messenger RNA, 2032 nt
Organism: Microtus oregoni (creeping vole)
Lineage: Eukaryota; Metazoa; Chordata; Mammalia; Rodentia; Cricetidae
Gene: Ccdc51
Product: coiled-coil domain containing 51
Exons: 4
Coding region: 525-1832 (435 amino acids)
Source: RefSeq, a predicted model, not a curated record